Artibeus jamaicensis (Jamaican fruit-eating bat) is the source of this 1821-nucleotide messenger RNA. RefSeq names its product serpin family E member 1 (gene SERPINE1). The coding region runs from base 148 to 1356 and encodes 402 amino acids. NCBI's taxonomy places the organism in Eukaryota, Metazoa, Chordata, Mammalia, Chiroptera, Phyllostomidae. Gene Ontology annotation, biological process: negative regulation of vascular wound healing; negative regulation of plasminogen activation; negative regulation of endopeptidase activity. Gene Ontology annotation, molecular function: serine-type endopeptidase inhibitor activity. The transcript is spliced from 9 exons. The record is from RefSeq and is a predicted model, not a curated record.
AGCUGCCUCCGUAGCAGCACAGUUGUAUCUGGCUGCAGAGUCUAGGACACUGUCAAGAGAGAGACGUGCCCUCUUUAGCAUCGGAAUCACCACAAUCAGCAGCACCAGCACAAACCUCCAGGCACACGGCAACUUGAGAACUUCAGGAUGCACAUGUCUCCAGUCUUUGUCAGCCUAACUCUGGGCCUGGCCCUCAUCUUCGGUGAAGGAUAUGCCUUGUACCACCACCAGUCUCAGGUGGCCCAACUGGCCACAGACUUCGGAGUGAAGGUGUUUCAGCAGGUGGCACAGGCCUCUAAGGACCGCAACGUGGUUUUCUCACCCUAUGGGGUGGCCUCGGUCCUGGCCAUGCUACAGCCAACUACAGGAGGAGAAACCAGGCAGCAGAUCCAUGCGGCAAUGCAAUUCGAGAUUGAAGAGAAGGGUGUGGCCCCUGCCCUCCGUCAACUGUACAAGGAACUCAUGGGGCCAUGGAACAAGGACGAGAUCAGCAUUGCCGACGCCAUCUUUGUGCAGCGGGAUCUGAAGCUGGUUCAAGGCUUCAUGCCUCACUUCUUCAGGCUGUUUCAGACCACAGUCAAGCAGGUGGACUUCUCAGAGAUAGAGAGAGCCAGGUUCAUCAUCAAUGACUGGGUGAAGAGACACACGAAAGGCAUGAUUAAUGACUUACUUGGUGAAGGGGCUGUGGACCAGCUGACGCGCCUGGUGCUGGUGAAUGCCCUGUACUUCAAUGGCCACUGGAAGACACCCUUCCCAGAGCGGGGCACCCACCACCGCCUCUUCCACAAGUCUGAUGGCAGCACUGUCUCGGUGCCCAUGAUGGCUCAGACCAACAAGUUCAAUUACACCGAGUUUUCCACCCCCGAUGGCCAUUACUAUGACAUCCUGGAAUUGCCCUACCAUGGGGACACCCUCAGCAUGUUCAUUGCUGCUCCGUACGAAAAAGAGGUGCCUCUCUCUGCCCUCACCAACAUUCUGGAUGCCCAGCUCAUCAGCCACUGGAAAGGGAAUAUGACCUCCCUGCCCCGUCUCCUGGUUCUGCCCAAGUUCUCCCUCGAGAGUGAAGUUGACCUCAGGAGGCCCUUGGAGAAUUUGGGGAUGACUAACAUGUUUAGUCCAAGCCAGGCGGACUUCUCCAGUUUUUCAGAUCAAGAGCUUCUCUACGUAUCUCAGGCGCUACAAAAAGUGAAGAUCAAGGUGAAUGAGAAGGGCACGGUGGCAUCCUCCUCUACAGCCAUUACUGUCUCAGCCCGAAUGGCCCCUGAGGAGAUCAUCAUGGACAGACCCUUCCUCUUUGUGGUGCGGCACAACCCCACAGGAACGGUCCUUUUCAUGGGCCAAGUAAUGGAACCUUGACCGUGAAACCCUCAUCUGGGACAGAACUGGAGAUAUAUCAGAGAAGAAACUCUGAAGAAAAGAACUUCUAUUUUAAUCAAUCUUUCUGGAAAAAGAGAAGACAUUUGCCUUUUUUUUUUUUUUGGUCUUUUUGUUUUAAAUGGUAAAUCUGCCUUCUAGACCUCAGCCUCUCCCAAGGGAAGAGAAAGAGGACCUCUCAGUAAAACUCCCCAGUGGAGACCCCGGGAGGGACCUCUGAAGCAUGGCUCCCUGAAGGUGGCCAAACCAGACUGUGAGACUCUCAGAGCCACUUGUGCAGCUGCUCUGCCUGCCUGGGUCUUCCACCUGGAUCCCACUGAGGCCUGGCAGGGUGGCACCAUAAGGCUUUACAGGAGCUUUCGUGUGCUUGGUAGCAACUAUUUGUGUUCCAGACACGCUGCCAUCACUCUUGCACUGUCUGCCACUGCUGAGGAGGCUGGCGGCAGG